This is a messenger RNA of Pantherophis guttatus, 3258 nucleotides long. The record is from RefSeq and is a predicted model, not a curated record. NCBI's taxonomy places the organism in Eukaryota, Metazoa, Chordata, Lepidosauria, Squamata, Colubridae.
UAAUUGCCACUGUAAAUUCCUUGAUGAAAAGAAGCUCCUCUCCAUGGGGGUUAUUGCUCAGUUUCCUGUGACCAUCUCCCUGUCUCUAACCUUAUUAGCAUCCAGUUUUCAAUACACUCAGCUUCUUGUGGGAUAGUUAUGUCACUUCUAUUCAACUACUACCAAGCAGGAGCUAACAAGAGGCAAAGCAUCUGGUAUAAAUAGUGGUUUUGCGGACAACCGAAGAGCAUUGAGGCAUCAGCUACUCCAAUCCCUAACUGUCCAGAUCUUCUCCUGAACACCCACGCGGUAUAAACCGUCUGCUGACCAAAGAAGUACUUAUUGCGACAGGCGAAAGGCGGUUCUUUAAUGUACAAAGAUUUUUUUCUCUCAAAUGUGUUGGUUCUGUAAUUGUGGAUGUGAGUGUUGUUGUUGCGCUCAUUGUAUAGACUGUGUUUUGUGUACAGGGUGUUUGAUUGAGUAUGACAUAAAGAUCAUAGAAGACGUGCUAGAGCACUAUUUGGUGAUAGGUUUAGAGAAAUCUUAUUAUACGCUUAAGACUAGCCCCACUAUUGAGACAGCAUUGAGAGAUCGGAAUGAAAAGGACCGGGAGGAUGCAAAACAUGGUGAUUGUUGGAGUGGGAUUAUGGAUGAGUGGAUGGGUAAUGAUACUACGAAGCGAGCCAGACAUUCCUAUGAUAGAAGCAAUAAGCAAGGAGAACUGUGACCCAUGCAUACGUACAACACUGCAGGGAACACAGGUUUCUAAUACUUUGAUUUAUCACACUCAAAAACCUGACAGGUGCAAGGAACACACACCCCAAACCUGUCAGGUAAACAAUACCAUAUAUCACAUGUGUAUACUGAAGGAUAAGGUGCAGUGCUAUAACCCCGCAGAAGCCAAACAGAUAACUACUUAUGAAAUGUCAAUAUACACAACGGAAUGCGGGAGAGAAGAGCUUUUGAAUAAGACAGAAUUUAGAAAGUUAGGGAAGCCAGUAGAAAUAACAUUUGAUGCCUGUUUAGCUAUCAAUCGUAACUGUGAUAUAUGGAAAUCAACGUGUGGGACAUUGGAGUGGGAAAGAAGUUAUAUGUUAGACAAAAAGUAUAUGUGUCGAAAGCAGGGAGAAUGCGGUAAUCGGGACACAUAUAGUUAUUGUCCAUAUUGGUCUUGUGCAGUUAUGUGGUCAGGAGAUCAGCCGGGGGGUACCCAAAAAUGCAAGUUGGAAAAUGGGGUAGCUAGUAAUAAUUGCCGACAGAAUGAAUGUAAUCCUAUAAAGAUUACAUGUACCCCGACAAAACUAUGGAAGGAGGAUUAUGGAUUAGGAAUUUAUGCCAAGGGAAAAGAUCCCCUUGUAACCCUUCGAUGGUAUGUCACUAAAGUUACCAGAGCAAUGCAUGACACGAAAGAGUUGUUCUGGUCAUAUUAUUUCGAGAUGGAGAAGUUGAAUGUACCCAAAAUCCCUAGUCAUGUAACAAAUACCUUUGUCAAAUUGGCAGAAGACAUAGCCCAUACCCUGAAUGUAUCAAAUUGUUUCGUUUGUGGAGGGACUAAUAUGGGAGAAAAAUGGCCAUGGGAAGCCCAGGAAUUAAAUUACUCCAAAGUACUAGAAAUGGAUCAAAAAGGUAACCUGUCAUAUAACAAGGGUAAAGAUGGGGACUGGACACUGACUACUAGUCUGGUAGGGAAUGUAUGUUUCCAGAGAAAAAUUGUAGCAGGCUGUCAUCAGGUAGGAAACCUCACAUGCACAGGCAAAUGGGAAAGUAAGGUAUGGUGGUCAGGAAGUAAUGCCACAGAGGGAACUGAUGAAAUGGCUCUGUUUAAGGUAAAUGAGUUAGCCUUUUUAAAGGAUCCAGAUAAUCAGACCCUCGAAUGGCUGGCUCCUGAUGGACUGUACUGGAUAUGUGGCAAGAUGGCAUAUGGGUUUCUACCAAAGACUUGGUGUGGAACCUGCGUCCUGGGACUAAUUAGGCCCAGAUUCUUUUUGCUUCCCCUUAAAACUCGACAGGUUUUAGGUGUCCCGGUAUAUGAUGAGGUGGGGAGCUUAAGACAAAGGAGACAUGUAGAUACAUCUGCAAUAGGAAAGGUUAGGGUCGGAGGCAACCAACGCAGUUGGGGAAGUGAGGAGUGGCCUGCAAAGCGAAUUAUUGAGGUUUAUGGACCAGCUACCUGGGCGGAAGAUGGCAUGUAUGGCUAUCGGACCCCCGUGUACAUUCUGAACCGUUUAAUUCGUCUGCAAGCAGUGGUUGAAAUAAUCACCAAUGAAACUGUGAAAGGUCUUACUCAAUUAGCCAGGGAAAGUGUUAAAUCAAGGACAUAUAUUAUGCAGAAUAGAUUAGCCUUGGACUACCUAUUAGCUAAAGAAGGAGGGGUAUGUGGAAAGUUUAAUUUAACUAAUUGCUGCAUAGAAAUUGAUGAAAGUGGGAAAGUUAUUAAGGAAAUAACGGAUAAAAUGGUCAAAAUAGCUCAUGUGCCAGUCCAGACUUGGAAAGGCCUUAAUUUGCAGGAUAUGUUUUCAGGAUGGUGGCCAAAGUUACCCGGCCUGCAGGCCAUCUUUGGCCUGAUGGGAUUAAUAGCUGCAGGGUGUAUUUUUCUCCCAUGUUUUCUACCUCUGUUUGUUAAAACUAUUUCUAAAAGUCUAUCCUUGCUGGUGGAACGUAAGACAACUGCUCAGGUGAUGGCUAUGUGGGAUUACAAACGGCUCCAGCAGGAAGAGGACCUGGAGGUGUGACUCGUCUGGAUAAGACAGAUGAGUCACAAAGAGGGGUAAUGAGCUAGGCUAAGAUCCGAUAUUGGGACAAAAUUCAAAUAUUAGAAUUCCAAAUCUUUGGUCAAGACAGAAGUGCCUCUUCCGUGCCAAGGUGCUAAGCUGACAAAAGGUAUUUGACGUAGGCACAGAAUUGUAAAAGGGCAAACUGACCCUAAACAGAUACAUCCUGUUGUUUAUUGUUUAUUGCAUCCCAAAUGUCAUGUAUAUCCCUAGAUGAGAAGUACUGCUUCCUUUACUGCCCUUGAGGCGUCUCCAAGCCUCUUAUCUCCUUUUUAUUAUGUCUUGAGCUCCGGAGCAGAGAACCUGAAUCUGUGAGAACAGGAUUGUUAUUUCCUUUCCUAGAGAUAGAUGGAAGGGCAACUUCUACGUGUGAAAUGUAUCACUCUCUGUAAUAACUCUGCCUUUAAAUUGUAUAAAUACAUGGCCAGAAGAAGCUAUCAAUGUUCAGACUUUCUGCUUGUCUUUGGACUGUUUGAACCGUGCACAAUAAACUUUUUCCUGCAUUGAA